Penaeus vannamei (Pacific white shrimp) is the source of this 2709-nucleotide messenger RNA. Lineage: Eukaryota; Metazoa; Arthropoda; Malacostraca; Decapoda; Penaeidae. The record is from RefSeq and is a predicted model, not a curated record.
GAUGACCGCCCUCACGAAGCCUCGAGCGCCGGCGACGUCAACAAGAUCCGACGCCUGACGAAGGAGAACCCGAAGUUGGCCAUGGCCCGCAGUGCCGAGGGGGCGGUGGCACUCCACUACGCGGCCCGCUCGGGGAACACGCAGGCCACCAAGAGCCUGCUCAGCGCCUACCCCGAGGGACUCCAUGUGGAGGAUUAAUGAGGGAAGGACGCCCAUGCACUAUGCUGGUAUGGCGGCCAGUGCAGGGUCGAAAGGUACCUAUGACAUGUUGAAGAAGGAGGGAGGAGACGACACUCUGGAAGAUCUGAAUGGCCGCACGCCCGAGAACUACAGGGAUAAUCCUGUCAAUGGUCGAAACCAGUCACGAGCUCCUUCAAGGGCUCCCUCGAAAGCUCCAUCGAAGGCUCCUUCUCUAGCUCCCUCUCGGAACCCAUCUCGAGCUCCCUCUCGCGCUGCUUCUGAGGGAAAAGGUCCUUCUCGAGGUCCUUCUCGGGGUCCAUCUCAAGGUCCUUCUAGAGGUCCGUCUCGGGGUCCUUCUCAAGGUCCUUCCCGAGGACCUUCUCGAGGACCUUCUCAAGGUCCUUCUCGAGGUCCUUCCAGAAACCAGUCGAGAAACGAAAACCCGAGUCGAGGGCCUUCGAGAGCCGGCAGCAGGGACGAGGACAUGGAGAGGGCCAUCACGGCGGCGGAGGACGGCGACUACAGCCUCAUGUCCGACAUCAUCAUCAUGGGCGACGGACAACAGCUGGUAGGACGCCACUCCAAGGACCCGGAAGUCGACGAGUUCCUGCAGAGGAUCCCGAAACACCUGGAAUCCAUCGAGGAGCUCCACCAGGCGGCCGAGAAAGGAGAGACGAGAAAGGUCAUCAGCCUCCUCGACCGGAAGAAGAAGGCGCAGACGAGGGAUGCGAACCACGCGAACAUCCUGCACAAGGCGACCAUCUACGGGCAUACGGACCUGGUGAGAUAUCUCGUCCAGAACUUCCCCGAGCUGCUGGAACAGAAGGACCUGAAGGGCCGAACUCCCGUGCACUACGCCGCGGUUCUCAGGGACGGCGGCCAUGUUUACAAAAUCUUGGAGAAGGGAGGAGGGAAGACGGACGUAAAAGAUGAUACCGGCCACUCGCCCCAAGAAUACAUGGACAAUCCUCAAAUUCUUACGCAAUGGGACUUAAGAACACAACUAGAGGAAGGUAUUGGUGAAGGAGGCAACAACAACCGCAAGAGUUCGCGACCCGAGACGAAGGGCAGUGAAGGUACACUGGAACUUGUCAGAAUGCCCAAGGAUAGAUACACCUUUGGACUACACACGUUCAGUCUGACUACAAUGAGAGUAGAGUUCGCACUGUUCGCUUAUUGUCAGUCAGUUUUAACACUUAACGUAAAGGUGUUGAUGAUGGUGUUGAUGCAUGACCUUGUACGGAGCACUGAGCCCCCUCCCCCCCCCUACACCAGAGCACGCACGAGCCACCACGAGCCAGCACGCGUGAGGUCGCACUCGAGUCCCAGAUAUUGUUGUGAGAGGUUGUUAAGCGUGUGGUUCCCCUCCCCUCUCCCCCCCCGCCCCCGCCAGCCACCAGCUACUACGGGCGACGAGGACGGCAUGGAGCGCGUCGACCCCGAGACGCUGGCCACGCUCGAGAAGGAGUACCGGCGGCUCAAGGGCGUGUCCUCCCGCAUGCUCAUGAAGAAGUACCUGACGAAGGACGUGUUCGACAAGCUCAAGUACCGCGUGACGGAGGCGGCGCACGCGCUGGACGUCAUCAAGUCGGGGCUGGCCAACCCCGACUCCGGCAUCGGCCUCUACGCCCCCGACGCCGAGUCCUACACGCUCUUCGCCGACCUCUUCGACCCCGUCAUCGACCAGUACCACGGCGGCUUCGGGCCCAGCGAGCGCCACCCCGGCAUCGACUUCGGCUCCGCGGACUCGCUCGGCGACCUGAACGAGUGGGGCGACUACGUGGUGUCGACGCGCGUGCGCUGCGCCCGCUCCAUCGAGGGCUACCCGUUCAACCCGCUGCUCACGGCCGAGCAGUACGCGGAGCUCGAGCAGGACGUCGAGGUGGCGCUGGACACCCUCGACGGGGACCUCGCCGGCUACUACAGGCCCAUCAACCGCCUGUCGCUGGAGGAGCAGGACAAGCUGCUGGAGGAGCACCUGCUGUUCAAGCAGGGCGACCGCUUCCUGGAGGCGGCGGGCGCGUGCCGCUUCUGGCCGGACGGGCGCGGCAUCUUCCUCAACGCCGACAACACGCUGGUGGUGUGGGUGAGCGAGGAGGACCACCUGCGCAUCAUCUCCAUGCAGGACGGCGGCGACCUGCGCCAGGUGUACAGCCGCUUCGUGCGCGCCGUCACCGCCCUCGGCGACCGCCUGCCCUUCAGCUACUCGCAGCGCCUCGGCUUCCUCAACUUCUGCCCGACCAACCUGGGCUCCGCCAUCCGCGCCUCCGUCCACAUCCGCCUGCCGCGCCUGGGCAACGACCGCCGCAUCCUGGAGGACACGGCCGACCAGUUCCACCUGCAGGUGCGGACCGGCGAGCACUCGGAGGCCAAGGACUUCGUGUUCGACAUCUCCAACCGGCGGCGACUCGGCCUCACGGAGAUCGAGGCGCUGCAGGAGAUGUACGACGGCGUCAGGGAGAUCAUUCGGCUCGAGAAGACCAUGGAGAAGAACGGCAGCAGGAAGGGCUCGGCGUACUUCUAGGGGCC